Messenger RNA from Danio rerio (zebrafish), 4819 nucleotides. Lineage: Eukaryota; Metazoa; Chordata; Actinopteri; Cypriniformes; Danionidae. The record is from RefSeq and is a predicted model, not a curated record.
UAGUAAGAAUCUUCAAGCAGUCACAUAGUACAAUUUCUUUAAUGUAAGUUAUCAAAUUAAUGAAAUCUUUUAUUCUCAAUUCAAGGACAUUUUAUUUAUGCAAGGCUAACAGUUUUUUUUCAGGCUGACUGUGAUUUCCAGGGUCUGCUCCAGAGUGAAAUGUCUUUUUUUUUUUCUUUACAAGCACAAAGGUUUCCAUCCACAGGAAUGUCUGAAGUUACCAAUGUAACAUUAGCUCACCUACAGUACAAGCGAGGGUUUAUUUCUGACGCUCUGCUUUGAAGAUUAACACAUUACAUUUGUUUUCCAUCGUCAAAUAGCCUGAGAAAAGUUAUGUCCUCGGGUUUAGAUUUAACAGCCAGUGCCACAUGAUGCCGUCUCAUGUGUGAGGGGUGAGGGGAGGGGUUUGUGUGUGUGUAUGUGUGUGUGUGUGUGCAGCGGGGCUCUGUUUUGGGGUGGAGAGGGGAAAAGGAAUCUGUGUGUUUGUGAGAAGUUCUUCCUGACGUACUUUAACCACAGAACACAGCGCAGUGAUGAAUGUCUCGCUGGGAGAGAAAGGAAGAGGAAACUGCCGGCGCUUCUGGCAUUCUCCGAGAUAUUUGUAGAAAGCAUGUCAAUGUGUUACCUGCAUCUCAGAUGCACACGUUUCUCCCUUAAUAUCUUAUUCGACUCUCAGGAGUAAAACGCAACCUGAAGGAGACACUCGGAGUGAGGGAGUUUUGAGGGUCAGUGGUUUUGCGCGGCGCAGGACCGUCGGCACAAUGGGUUCAGUUAUGUAUGAGAUUAUGCAGCAGGAGAUCAGGCCGUUGCUGGCUGUCGACAUCAUUGAACAACUUCACAGGCAGUUUGCUCUUCUUUCAGGAGGAAGAGGACAAGAGGGUUCUCCCAUCAUCACCUUCCCAGAGUUCUCAGGUUUUAAUGAGGUUUCAGAUGAGGAUUUUAUUAAUGUUGUCACUUACCUGACCAGCAUACCUAGCAUGGAUGCUGCUAGUAUCGGCUUCAUCAUCAUCUUGGACCGAAGGAAGGAUAAAUGGAACUCAGCAAUCGCUUCUCUGGCACGCAUAGCGGGCUCCUUUCCAGGAAACCUACAGCUAGUUCUAGUUCUGAAACCUUCGCGCUUCCUCCAGAGGGCCAUCGCUGACGUCAGUAUGAGGUUACACAGAGAUGACUUCAAAUUGAAGGUACCGAUUGUUAUGCUAAAUUCCCUGUCUGACUUGCAUGGCUACAUUGAUAAAGGCCAGUUGACCUGUGACCUUGGGGGAACCCUGGAUUAUUGCCACAGUCAAUGGAUUCAUCAUCGCACAGCCAUUGAGAACUUUGCGCUGACAGUGAAGAGCACAGCACAGAUGCUGCAGCAGUUCGGAACAGACCUGGCAGAGACUGAACUUCCCAAUGACGUGCAGUGCACCAAAGAUUUGCUCAUCACACACACUGAAAAACACGAUAAGCUCAAGGAUGAACUAAAAUUGGCUGUAAAACAAGGGAAUACUCUGCUGUCCUGUAUUAAAGACCAGGCCACCAAAGCCGAGAGCCACAUUUUGAACCCAGACGAGGUUGAGAACCAAACAACCGUUGAGAGGUUGUUAGCGCAGCUUGAUGAGACGGAGAAUGCAUUUGAACAAUUCUGGUCAAGACAUCACCUCAAGUUAGAGCAGUGCCUACAGUUACGACACUUUGAGCAGGACUUCAAAGAGGUGAAAGUGUCACUGGACGGCCUCUCUGAAGCUUUGCUGGGACUGUCAGAUACCGGGGACUGCGUGGCUCGUGUGGAACAGCUAUUAGGAGAACUGAAAACCUUGGAGGAUAAAGCUCAGGAGUGUUUGGAGAAAGCUCAGCUUCAAGCUCAGCAUGGGGAUCAGCUCAUUCAGAGUAAUCACUACGCCAUCGACUCCAUCCGCCCCAAGUGUGUGGAACUGCGUCGGAUCUGUGACGACUUCAGCAACGAGGCCAAAAAGAAGCGUGACGUUCUGACCAAAUCACUUGAAAUCCUCAAACGAAUUGACGAGGUGAACCAGUGGUGUGAAAGCGGAGUGUAUCUGCUGGCCUCUCAGGCUGUAGACAGAUGUCAAACACAGGAAGGUGCAGAAGCAGCACUGCAGGACAUCGAGAGGUACAUGAAAACAGCCAAAGAGCAGCAGCUCAGUCACCUCAAAGAACUCAACAACCAGUAUGAGGUCGUCCUCUCAGAGCUGCUCAAGAGCAAAGUUCAAACUGCCUUGAAAACGCUGAACGAUGUCCAAGAGAUGUUUGAGAAAAGACAUGCAAGUCUGAAAAAGCUUUCCACGAAGCAAACAAGGCCUGUGCAACCUGUUGCACCCCGACCAGAAUCUUCACCAAAACGCCCCUCACCUAAAAUCCCACAUCCCACUCCUCCAACAUCACACCGCAAAACUACAGAUAACUCCAGCACCAAUAGACAGCCCAGUGAUGCAGAACUGGCAAAAAGAAAAAACAUUCGCAAAGCCAAAGGUGGCAUUAAGAUUGAGGUCAUGCAUGAAGGAGGUCAAGGAGGUUCAAGUCAUAUUUUAAUGAACAAUGAAACUGAAGAGUCGCUUUCAAACAGACGCAGUCACAUUAUGAAUGAACUAAUUGAGACGGAAAGGCUGUAUGUGGAAGAGCUGCAGAGCAUCAUAGAGGGCUAUGCCGCGGCACUCGAUGACCCAGAACUCAUCUAUCUGAUCCCACCAUCCCUGGAAAACAAGAAGGAAGUUCUCUUUGGAAAUCUGCCAGAAAUUUACCAAUUCCACCAGAAGAUAUUUCUCAAAGAGCUGGAAAAUUCUGCCGAAAAGCCGGAGUUGGUGGGAACAUGUUUUUUGAAGCGGAAAGAAGAGUUGCAGAUUUAUGAGAAAUAUUGUCAGAAUAAGCCACGCUCUGAAGCUUUGUGGCGGCAAUGCGGGGACAGUAUGUUCUUUCAGGAGUGUCAGAAAAGGUUGGACCACAAGCUUUCAUUAGACGCGUAUCUGCUAAAGCCUGUGCAGAGAAUCACCAAAUACCAGCUUAUGUUAAAGGAGAUGCUGAAAUGCAGUAAGAACCCAGAAGGCACCGCUGAGCUGGAGGAAGCUCAGGCCACAGUGCUGGACAUCAUCAAAUCGGUCAACGACUCCAUGCAUCAGAUCGCCAUCACUGGUUUUGAGGGCAGUUUGAAUGAUCUGGGGAAACUGCUUAUGCAGGGGUCGUUUAACGUCUGGACAGACCAUAAGAAAGGCCAUAGUAAGGUGAAGGACUUGGCACGCUUCAAACCCAUGCAGAGACAUCUCUUCCUCUACCACAAAAUGAUAUUGUUCUGCAAGAAACGUGAGGAGAUGACUGAUGGCCAUGAAAAAUCCCCUUCCUACAGUUUCAAGCACUCAUUAAAGAUGGGCUCAGUGGGAAUCACAGAAAAUGUAAAGGGAGACAUCAAGAAGUUUGAAAUCUGGUACAAUGGCAGAGAAGAAGUUUACAUCAUUCAGGCCCCGUCCAUGGACGUGAAGAACACGUGGGUAUCAGAAAUCCGCAAAGUCUUAACAAGCCAGCUGGAAGCCUGCCGAGAAGCCAGUCAGCUCCAUCAGAAGAUUACAGAGAACAUCUACCAUGCCCCCAUGAGAAAUAUGCGUAAAACGGCCCUCAGACAGUCCGACUCUUCCAGUCCUGAAACAGGCUACAGACGCAGUGACUCGGGUCCAAAUAUGCGUCAGAAACGAGCUGACACUUCAUCCAGCCUCGGCUCAGAGCGAGCGGCUCUUCCUAGAAAGCGUUUCACCUUACAGGGCCUGUCAAACCGCAGAUCUCUGCCCGCAGAACCCGCACCUAAGGAGACAGAAGUCACUCGCCGCUUUUCUUUAGCCUCAACUGUCGGCUCUGCCACUGCUCCACGCACUAAAGCUCCUCUCUCCUCUAGCCUUAAGAGUAAGAGGCAUCAGAUCAAGAGCGACCCUACACCAUUUGGCUAUGAAGGUGCUACCAAGACACGCGGUUUUAAAAAAGAAACCAUGCGAGAUUCCCUUCCAGCCGAGAGAAAAAGUAAAGGUAGCGGCGGUUCGAAGCCCGCUGUGCCGAGGUCUGCGUCUCAGCCAGGAUGGAGUCAACGGCGUCUGCCUUCAAUGGACGCUGAGGAUUUCGAGACCAUUCCGUCUAGUGCUGAAGAGCUGUCUAUUUCCUCUGAUGGAGAGGAUGAAGGACACAACAAAAACGGGGAUAAUGACCGCUAUCAGGUGCAGUUGACUUACGAGUCUUGCACUGCUCAGGAUCUUUCUGUAGAAGCUGGAGAUUUUGUACAAUUCCUGGAAGAGUCAGAGAACGGCCUCUGGCUAGUCAAGAACCUUAGAACUCAGAAGACAGGACUGGUGCCGCCCACUGUCCUGCAGUCCACAGCAGAGGAACUAGACCUUUACAGUAACUCCGAUAUUUUCAGUGACCUCUGCACCGCCGCACUCACCGAUACGGAGGACGAUAUCGGUGGGACAAAUCCUGCUCAGGACGGCAGAUUUACAUGCUAAACAUCCCAUGAUGUGUCUUCGAUUUCCACAGCACCAUCCUUAUCCACAAUUUUCUCUACAAUGCAAUGAGGUGGCAUUAUUUUCCUCUGUUCCUCAUCCUGUAUUAUAAAAGCAUCUUAUUAGAAUGAACAAAUUACUUUAUGCAGACCACAAAUAACCACACAAACUCAAAACAAGCCUUUCUGCCUCAAUAGAACGUGUGUUGUUAUUACUGUAUUGUAGGAAAUACAAAGAGAAAUUAAUCUGGAGGAUUAAAUCUCCACACAUAUGAUCGUGACACUAAUGUCAUUAAAAUAGUGAGUGCAAUGUUAUUUUGAUGAAAAUAAAGCACAAAGCCAAACAUA